AUGCCUUUAAAGACUUCAAAACAGGAACUCAUGGAAUUCUUAGAACUGUUGGGCUGCAGUGAGAUUUUCUUUUUUGAUAAUGUUCAAAGUGCAUUGGAGGUGUCGGUGACCAUGGCGUUUUUUGAAGCUUCGAGGUAUAUCGAAGACCGGACGAUUGCUCAGUCAAAUCACCAAGAACCGUUGGAGUUGCAGUUAGCAGUUGCAUUGAAUCAAUUGGGAACUUAUGGAAAUGCAUCCAGCUCCGAGAAUAUAGCUACAAAAUUUGGAUUGUCACAUGCUUCUGUCAACAAUUAUACAAACCGUAUUAUUGAAGGUUUAUUGGCCAUAUCAGAUGAUUGGAUUAGGUGGCCAAAUGAAGAUGAGAGAAGAAGAAUCAGCAACGAAAUGUUUCAGAACGGUUUGCCUAAGUGCGUUGGAUUUGUUGAUGGUUCUCACGCUCCUUUCUUCAAAGCCCCCAUGGAAGAUAAAGAAACGUAUUGGUCUCGCAAAAAAGAAUAUUCCCUUCAGUUUCAAAUUAUUUGUGACCCGAACAGAAUAAUACGACAUUUCUAUACUGGAUACCCAGGAAGUGUACACGACGCCAAGGUGUUUGCUGCAUGUGACAUUGCGAAGAAUCCUAACCAUUUUUUCAGCCCUGGGGAAUAUAUCAUAGGAGAUUCAGCAUAUCCAAAAUCUGAAACUGUCGUUGUUCCUUACAAACGACGACAAGGUCAAUUUACUCAGACGCAAAGAGCUUUUAACAAGUAUAUCUCAAGCCAUCAAAUUGCUGUAGAACACACCAUUGGACUCUUGAAGGGACGAUUUCAAAGUUUGAAACAGAUUCGUAUUCAAAUUGACCGAAAUGGCCACUGUCAAGUGUUGCCGGGGGAUAAAAGCGUGUGUUGUCCUGCACAACAUUUUAAUCCACAGGGACCCAUGGACUGA
Molecule: messenger RNA, 924 nt
Organism: Folsomia candida
Lineage: Eukaryota; Metazoa; Arthropoda; Collembola; Entomobryomorpha; Isotomidae
Product: putative nuclease HARBI1
Exons: 2
Coding region: 1-924 (307 amino acids)
Source: RefSeq, a predicted model, not a curated record